AUGAGUUCUCCCUUAAACCCAAGCGCAGGCGCAACCGCCGCAGAACAAGCAUACAACCCCACACAGACGCUAAGCGAGCAGGAGCAGAAGCUGCAGAGACUCUACGGAAACAGAUUGCCCACCGCAAAGGGACUCCUCAACCAGAAGCUCAAGGAGCGCAAGUACUUUGAUUCAGGAGACUAUGCGCUGUCAAAGGCAGGAAAGACGACGACUCCCGUUGGAUCAGAACACCCUCAACCAGAGAACAUCCCCCACUCUAAUCCAGGAACUGUGAACCCUCUUCACGGAUCACCACCCGUCAAGGAGUCGUCGCUCAUCCACGAAGCCGAGGCGCCACAGUCCAAUGCCUAA
Linnemannia hyalina is the source of this 351-nucleotide messenger RNA. NCBI's taxonomy places the organism in Eukaryota, Fungi, Mortierellomycota, Mortierellomycetes, Mortierellales, Mortierellaceae. The record is from the annotation of a GenBank genome assembly.